This is a messenger RNA of Sardina pilchardus (European sardine), 1978 nucleotides long. RefSeq names its product heparan sulfate (glucosamine) 3-O-sulfotransferase 4 (gene hs3st4). The record is from RefSeq and is a predicted model, not a curated record. Gene Ontology annotation, molecular function: [heparan sulfate]-glucosamine 3-sulfotransferase activity. Bases 557 to 1813 code for a protein of 418 amino acids. The transcript is spliced from 2 exons. Lineage: Eukaryota; Metazoa; Chordata; Actinopteri; Clupeiformes; Clupeidae.
UGGAAGGUAUGCAGUCUACGUUAUUGUAAAUGAAGACGAUCUAACACGUAUGGCUAUGUUACAUCAUGAUAUGAAUAAUAGCAAUGUUAGAAAGCAACGACGUGAAGGACAGCGAAGCCACGUAGCCUAGUGCUGCAUUCGAACAGCUAACUGAUCUAGUGGAUGAAGACGUGUCUCCCAGACUACUUCAAAGGCUUUCUUUUUUUCAUACAUUGCCAAGACGGCGUCCAUCACACCCUUCUUUUAUUUGACGGAGCUUCUCAUUUGGAAUCACGCCAGACCGCAGCCUGCAGAAUCAGUGCAUAGAUUGUCACAUUAUGAUGUCAGCGUUGAAAUAGCCUAGGAAUCGAUAUUGAAGAAAGCGAAACGAUAUUCGUGUCGAAUUUGAACGAUGUGUUAAAAUGCGUAGGCUAUUUGAUAUUGCUUAGAAUGGACUAGCUCCUCGAAGCUGUAGCUCUGUGUUGGUUGUGACAGAACGUUGUUGUCGAGGGUCCAUGCAAGACUUGCAUUGGAAACAUGUGUGGCUACUUCUCUAAACGGAUCACUGCUAUCAGAGAUGGCAUUUUGGUCCAGUACAACGGUUUUUACCUCUAAAGUGCCCCGGAAGAUCAUAUUCAUGUUUACCCUAUCCCUCUCUGUCACCUACCUUUUCUACAGCUUGGUUAACUGUUAUACCUCGCUACAAUUCCCCGCGCAAGAAAAUUAUGUAUAUCAAGGAAGGCCGGUGACUGACGAAACGACUUUUAUGACAUUAAGGGGAAAACUUUAUUCCACGUCACUCCAGGGCGAAUUAAUAGAACGCACAAGCAGCGAACCAACUAUUUUUUCGACGAAUCCAAACGAUGUUAAAAGCGAAGGGAGGACGGCAGAAUGGGUUAGAACUGAUACGGCUCCCACUAACACCAUCGCGAUGGUUCAUACGGCAAUUAUGGACCAGCAGCACCAAGGAUUCAGCACCACGGAUAGCGUUUUCAGGACCUCUGUGAACAGCACCCCAGAGUAUGGGGAGAAAAAACUGCCUCAAGCCAUUAUAAUAGGAGUGAAGAAAGGAGGUACUCGAGCUUUACUUGAGGCUUUAAGAGUUCACCCUGACGUUAGAGCUGUGGGCAACGAGCCCCAUUUCUUUGAUCGGAAUUACGAGAAAGGGCUGGACUGGUACAGAGACUUAAUGCCCUCUACAUUGGAUGGCCAGCUGACAAUGGAAAAGACGCCAAGCUACUUUGUAACAAGUAAUGCACCUAAGAGGAUAUACACAAUGGCAAAAGACAUCAAACUGAUCAUUGUUGUACGUAAUCCUGUCACCAGAGCCAUUUCUGACUACACGCAGACCCUGUCCAAAAAGCCAGAGAUCCCAACAUUUGAGGUUUUAGCUUUCAAAAACCGAACACUAGGACUUGUUGAUGCCUCCUGGAGUGCCCUGCGGAUUGGUAUCUAUGCAUUACACCUAGAGAGCUGGAUGCAGUACUUUCCCCUCUCUCAGAUGCACUUUGUUAGUGGAGAGAGACUUAUUGUGGAUCCAGCUGGUGAGAUGACAAAAGUACAAGACUUCUUGGGACUAAAGCGCAUUGUUUCAGACAAACACUUUUAUUUCAAUAAAACCAAGGGAUUUCCUUGCUUGAAGAAGCCAGAAGACAGCAGUGCCCCACGUUGUCUUGGAAAGUCAAAAGGCAGAAUUCACCCAAGAAUAGAUCCUGAUGUCAUUCACAGACUUCACAAAUUCUACAAGCCCUUUAACAUGAUGUUCUACCAAAUGACAGGGCAGAAUUUCCAGUGGGAAUCUGAGGAGAAUGACUCACAGGGUUCCCAGGACUAGUAAACUACAGAGAUUCAUAGCAAUACCACCAGCCUUUCCACACCAGAGUCCCAUCUUGUGUAAUUCUCCUUGAAUGAUUGCUUGCACACAUAAAUGACUCACAGCUGUCUUCUCAAUGUGUCUGUAUUCAUAUGAAAAGUGUACAAUGUGAUAUGCUAAUCACAC